Messenger RNA from Ogataea haglerorum, 1014 nucleotides. RefSeq lists its product as uncharacterized. Gene Ontology annotation, biological process: peptidyl-L-cysteine S-palmitoylation; protein targeting to membrane. Lineage: Eukaryota; Fungi; Ascomycota; Pichiomycetes; Pichiales; Pichiaceae. Bases 1 to 1014 code for a protein of 337 amino acids. Gene Ontology annotation, molecular function: protein-cysteine S-palmitoyltransferase activity. Gene Ontology annotation, cellular component: endoplasmic reticulum; Golgi apparatus. The record is from RefSeq and is a predicted model, not a curated record. The transcript has a single exon.
AUGCUCGUACCUCUGCUUCUAGCGUUGACAGCUGUAGUGUGCGUCCUACUCUUUGGUGAUCUUCCAGUGUUUCGAAACACCUUCAUCUUUGUAUUGCACUCAAAGAUUACCCACAUUUUGGGUAACAGUGUCUCAACGCUAAGAUUCCUCGAUUCGCACUAUUGCAACGGAAACCUGCGUUGCAUAGCUCGUUUUGCAAGAUGGACUAUACCGGCCUUCUACAUCAUAGUCUACUCCUCAGCUCUGUGGCUUUUUGCGAAGAACACGUUGCCGCUAUUACAAAACAGACAUCUCAUUGUCGUCAUUCCCUCUGUCCUAAUAAAUUACUACACGUUUUUCAUGGCUGUGCUGCUCGAUCCGGGGUCAAAACCAACAUGCGUUUUUCCAUUUGACGAGUUGAUAUACACUCCUUCGACUUGUCGGACAUGCAAAACCCUGAAACCAGCACGAAGCAAACACUGUUCCACUUGCAACCGCUGUGUCCAGCUAUUUGAUCAUCACUGCGUUUGGCUGAACAAUGAUGUUGGCUACUACACCUAUCGCUACUUUCUGGCCUUCCUGUUAUCAAAGGUCUGGACGUUCGCAUAUGGGGCAUAUUUGUGCUGGAGCGCACUAGCUACCACUCCACGCAUGUUUUGGCAUACAGUAACGAAAACGAACCCCACCAAUAAAGUUUCCGGAGCUCUAUUUUUAUUGUGCAUUUUAUUGCUGCCAUUGGUAGCAAUAUUUUUAGCAGAACAUCUGCGGUACAUUUACUUGGGGGUCACCACCAACGAGACUGCUAAAUGGGACUAUAUUCGGUACUUAUUUGAACAUCGCCUAUUGUACAGAGCUGACACUGAAGAUGGUUGUAAAUACAUCAUCGCCAAUGAGACAGGAUACACCACUUUGAGCGGCGCUCAAAUUUAUGCCCUUGAACCUAAAUUGGUCCGUUCCUGGAACGACCUACAAAAUGUUUACGACAAUGGGUUCAUUUUGAACCUCGUUGAACGAGUUUUUCCAAAAGCUUUAUAA